Messenger RNA from Liolophura sinensis, 2778 nucleotides. Its product is annotated as patched domain-containing protein 3-like. Bases 1 to 2778 code for a protein of 925 amino acids. The record is from RefSeq and is a predicted model, not a curated record. Lineage: Eukaryota; Metazoa; Mollusca; Polyplacophora; Chitonida; Chitonidae. Gene Ontology annotation, cellular component: membrane. The transcript is spliced from 3 exons.
AUGUACCUAAAAGUGGACGCCGCGUUUGGCCGUGCUUUUGCCUGGUAUGGCGAGAAAGUGGGACGAUAUCCUUGGGUGUUCAUCUUGGGUUGUAUUCUUGUCAAUGGCCUCCUGGGGAUAGGCUUGCUCCGGCUGACGGUUUCCAAUGACAUGCAGAGGCUCUACACACCAGAAAACAGUCGUUCUACCCAGGACAAAAAAGUAAUAGAGGAACUAUUUGUCGACCGCAGUGGUGACGCUUACUUCGGUUACCAGAAAACGAACGAUGGGAGAUUUGCGGAUUUGUACGUCAAGUCAAAGGACGGUGCCAAUGUGUUGUCGGAUGCAGUUUAUUAUGAUCUGAUAGAGCUCAAUUCUCAUAUCACUAACAUGACGGUGACGGACCCUGCAACUGACAAGAUCUACACGUACGAGGAUGUGUGUGCGAGGCGGUUUGGGGAAUGUGUCGUUGAUGGUUGGCCCUUCCUCUCUCCCGUCUUCCGUGCUGCUUACAAUGCUGGUAAUGUUACAUAUCCCUUCUUCCUGUCUCCGGCACUGGGGCCAAUUAAUCUAAAGCGACUGCUUGCUGGAGUGAGAAACAGUUCUAAGUAUGGUAUCGAAGCGGAAUACUUGAAACUAAAGUAUCCAUUCCGUCAUGACACUGUGAAGUUAGCCAAUAUGUCGAGCCAGUUUGAACUCGCCUAUCUGGAGUUGAUGAGUAAUAUUAGCACAAACUUCGACAACGUGGAACUGGCUUACGCCAUGUCGGUGUCUCUUGACAAGGAGCUAGACGCCAACACGGACGGGGACGUGAGAAUGUUCUCCUUUACCUUUGCUCUUAUGAUAACGUAUGCGUCUUUCGUGUCCUCUGGCGGUAACUGUGUGUCCUCAAGGGCUCACUUAGCCAGGGCCGGGGUUCUAGCUGUACUAAUGGCCAUCCUUGGAGCCUUCGGGCUUGUCAGCGCAUGCGGAGUGCCAUUCACCAACAUUGUUGGCAUCAUGCCCUUUCUCAUCCUUGGUAUUGGUAUUGAUGACACAUUUGUGAUGAUGGCGGGUUGGCUAAACAGCGAGUAUGACGAGGACAUUCCCCGGAGGUUGGGGGCUACCCUUAGAACCAGCGGCAUGGCCAUCACUCUCACCUCUCUCACUGACUUCGUGGCCAUGGUUGUCGGCAUCAUUAGUGUCUUCCCCAGCAUCAGGAUGUUCUGUGUGUACACAGGCGUAGCCGUCCUGUUGUGCUACCUCAACCACGUGACCUUUUUCGCCGGAUGUAUUGCUCUUCACGGGAAGCGAGAGAAGGCGAAUCGGCAUUGUCUUACCUGUUUGACCGUGCCACAGUUCGACAAGAUGAGAGAAAGUGGAGCGUCGGGUUGCAAAGUGUGCUUGUGUGCUGGCGCUCCGGCCAAAACAAGGGAGGCUAGCGAGUCAAUAUGUGAAAGGGGACCGCGUUCUGUGCUGCCCAAAUUCAUCCUUCUGAGGCCCGUUAAAGCUUUCAUUGUCUUGGUAUUUAUGGGUUACCUCGGGGUGUCUAUCUGGGGCGUGUACAACCUCCAACAGAAACUACUGCUAGAAAACUUGGUGAGCCCCACCUCCCACUACCUUAACUACAGUCAGUGGAUGAACCAGCAUUAUGAGUCCAGGUUUUUGGUGGGUUUGUACGUGACAGACGAAGUGGAUUACCGACAGAAGAGUACACAAGAGGAGUUAUCUAGGGUGGUUCACGCCAUCAGGAAGGACGACAGCUUCAACGACAUCUUCUACUUGUCAUGGUUGGAGGAAUACAAGAGAUCACCGUUUUACGAUGACUCCUCUGAAAAAGCCUUCAUCUCGAGUUUGAGAGACAACUUUCUUCUCUAUGUUCCUAGAUUCAUAAAUGACAUCGUAUUCAACCCAGAUAAAUCAAAAAUUAUCGCUUCACGCACCUACGUCCAGACGGAAAAUGUGAAGCACAACUUAGAACAAGGGAGAAGCAUGUUGUGGGCCAGGGAGAAGGCAGACUCAGCCAGCUUCAAUAUCAUCGCCUACGUGCCAUGGUAUAUAUAUUUCGAGCAAUACGUGGCGGUGCUGCCCAACACACUUUUAACUGUAGGUGUCGCCGUCGCCUCCAUGUUUGUGAUUUCCGUUAUCUUCAUGCCCCAUCCCCUAGUGGUGAUCUACAUAACUCUGGCCAUUUCCUCCAUUUUGGCGGGUGUGAUAGGCUUCAUGCACUGGUGGGGCUUAACCCUCAGUUCCAUUACGAUGAUCCAUCUGGUGAUGUCCGUGGGCUUCUCCGUGGAUUACUGCGCUCACAUUUGUCAUGCGUACAUGCAAGCGGAAGCGGCAGGACGACACGCGCGCGUGGCCACCGCACUGGGCCGGAUGGGAGGCCCCAUCCUGAACGGUGCCGUGUCCUCGGUGCUGGGCAUCCUUAUGUUGGCUGGAUCUCAAUCCUACAUCUUCAGCUCCUUUUUCAGGAUAAUGAUUUUGGUUCACUGUUUCGGUUUCCUUCACGCGCUUUUCUUCCUGCCGGUCCUGCUCUCCUGCAUUGGGCCUAUGCCGACUGGUCGAGGUGUCAAUAUAGACAAGAUUCGUGUGGUGCCACCUCUGCCUGAGAAGAACAAGAAUAAAGGCUUUAAUCGUCCUCCUCCUGAUGAUGGCAUGCCACAACUCACGGCCAGUAAAGGUUUGGACGACAAUUUUACGCGUAUGAAAGCUGACACCCCUGCUAGUAGUGAUGCCCCAGUUAAUGGAGGAUUGUCAGUUAAUGGAAGAACUGCAGUCAAUGGUGGAACCUCAUCUGAGCCCAGUGGGUCUCAUUAG